Colius striatus (speckled mousebird) is the source of this 1971-nucleotide messenger RNA. Its product is annotated as cGMP-dependent protein kinase 1-like. Bases 1 to 1971 code for a protein of 656 amino acids. Lineage: Eukaryota; Metazoa; Chordata; Aves; Coliiformes; Coliidae. The transcript is spliced from 19 exons. The record is from RefSeq and is a predicted model, not a curated record. Gene Ontology annotation, biological process: protein phosphorylation. Gene Ontology annotation, molecular function: ATP binding; cGMP-dependent protein kinase activity.
AUGGAUGAGCGGUUGCGGGAGCUACGGCUGCAGGAGGAGAGAACCUUCCUGCAGAGCAUGGUGCGGGAGGAGGCCACAGAGCAGCCCCCUGGCCGGCGGGACAGCCGGGCACCAGCCAUCGUCCCUGAGCCUCUCCCCAGCGAUGUCACCCUCUGUGCAUCCAAGAGCCCCAAGUCGCCCAGGGACCUACGCCUGAUCGCAGAGGCGGUGGGACGCAGCCAGUUCCUGCGACGCUUGGGUGAGGGCUGCCCCGAGGCACUGGCCCAGAGCUUCUCUGCUGUCCAGCAUGGCCCUGGGGACACGGUGCUGGCCGAAGGUGACGAGGGCACUGCCAUGUACAUCGUGGCAGAGGGGCAGCUCAGCGUGAGCCAGCGCGGGCUGCAGCUCCGCACGCUGCAGCCAGGUGACGUUUUCGGGGAGCUGGCCAUCCUCUACCACUGCAAGCGCACAGCCACAGUGCGGGCGCUCGGCCCUGUGCGCCUCUGGGCCAUCGACCGGCAACAGUACCGCACCAUCGCCACCAGCAAUGCCAAGCGGAGACGGGCUGAGCUCCUGGGCUCCCUGCAAACGGUGCCUUGGCUACGGGACCUAUCCGACAGCCACCUCUGCAAGCUGCUGGAUGCCAUGGAGGAAUGCACCUUCACGCCUGGACAUGUCAUCAUCCGUGAAGGGGAUGAGGGGGAAAAUUUCUACAUCAUCCUGAAGGGAGAGGUGCGGGUAAGCCAGCGUGUGAACGGGCAGGAGAAGCUGCUCCGUGUCCUGGGUGCUGGGGAGCAUUUUGGGGAGCUCUCUCUGCUGCAGAGUAGACCCCGGACAGCCUCGUGCCAGGCCCAGGGACACGUCACCUGCGUCACCGUGGCCAAGGAAGACUUCCUGGAGAUCAGCCCCUUCUGCCCCCAGCAGCUCCCAGACCCGGUCUCUCUGGGUGCCACAGAGUCCCCAUGGCCCAGACUGCCCAGAGGUCCCUGGGGAGCCCUGAGCCCCCCGCAGCCCCCGGCACGGCUGCAACUGGAGGAACUGGUGGCCGUGCGCUACGCAGAGGGACCACGGCAGGGCCAGCGUGUUGUCCUGGGCACCGGCGGCUUUGGCAGGGUCGAGCUGAUGCAGUGCCGGGACCAGCUCUUCGCGAUGAAGCGGAUCCGCAAGGACUGGGUGGUGCGGACGCGGCAGCAGGAGCACGUGUGUGCUGAGCGGCGGGUGCUGGCGGGCAGCCGCAGCCCCUUCCUUGUGGGGUUCUUUGGCACCUUCCGGGACAGGCAGUACGUGUAUCUGCUGCUGGAGUUCUGCCAGGGCGGAGAGCUGUGGACCAAACUGCGCGAGGUGCGCUGCUUUGAGGAGCCUCUGGCUGUGUUCUGCUGUGCCUGCGUGGUUGAAGGCCUCGAGUACCUGCACAGCCAUGGCAUUGUCUACCGCGACCUAAAGCCUGAGAACCUGAUGCUGGACCAGCGUGGCUACAUCAAGCUGGUCGAUUUCGGCUUUGCCAAAGAGCUGGGGCCAGGGGAGAAGACAUACUCCUUCUGUGGGACCCCCGAGUACCUGGCACCCGAGAUGCUGCGCCAUGAGGGCCAUGACUUUGCUGUCGACUUCUGGAUGUUGGGCAUCCUGACGUUUGAGCUGCUCGUGGGCAGGCCCCCGUUCCGCGGCGCCGACCCUCAGCAGACCUACAGCCGCAUUCUGGAUGGCAUUUUCUCCUUCCCUGCCUUCCUCGGCGAGGCUGCCUGCUCUCUUAUCGCCAAACUCUGCAGGCGCCGCCCGGGGCAGCGCUUGGGGAACACGGACAGCGGCUUCCGCGGCAUCAAACAGCACAGGUGGUUCGGGGCCCUGAAGUGGAGGAAGUUGGUGCUGCGGCAGCUGGAGGCACCCACCCUGCGGCUCAUUCGGGAGGGUCCCCCCUACGUCAACUUCAAGCGUUUCUCGGUCGACUGGACGCCGGCGGAGGACGAGUUCUCGGGAUGGGAUGAGGAUUUCUGA